ACUCUCAUAUUUUACACUGUGACGCACGUGAGUCGAGCACUGCACAUUGGAUGUACCUGCUAAAGAAACACCUUUCAAGGCGCCCAGGGCGGAAAAUGGGACUCCUCAGUUCCCAACUUUUAAUCUAACAGGAGUAUUGUUGAUUGUUGCAGAGUCUGGAUUGUUGACAUGGCAGUAGACGCGGCCUCCAGUUUUACUUUCUGUCGUCCUGCGGUGGAGUACAGGGCUCUUCCAGAGGACUUUAAGUACCAGCUGAGUCGUUGUGCAGGUGGAAACCUUACCUGGCAUGAGGGGCACAGCCGCAGAACAGCCGGUGGCCGAACAGUCAAACUACUCCAGCAACCUGGAACCGAAGGACUGCAGUUACGUUCAGGUGAAUCUUACUCUGUUUACCACACCAGCCCCACCUUGCCGUGUCUCUCCAGGCCAGUGGUUCUGUGGUCUCAGCAGGAUGUGUGCAGAUGGUUGAAGAAGCACUGUCCACACAACUACUUGACCUAUGUUGAAGUCUUCUCCCACCACGCCAUUACAGGUCGUGCUCUCGUGAGAUUGAAUGGCGAGAAGUUAGAGCGGAUGGGUUUGGUUCAGGAGACUCUGAGACAAGAGCUUCUCCAGCAGGUUCUACAACUACAAGUACAAGAGGAAGGGCGCAACUUACAGCUGCUAAGCAGAGGGCUAUCCGGAAACCUGUCAUAGCUUCAACCAUGCGUAGGGCAGUUCUACCAGACUGGCUGCAUUCUGAAGGGACAUCAGUGUGUUUGGUCAGGCUGAGGCCAGAGACAUUUGACUGAAGCUGUCAUGGACUGGGACACGGGGACAGGUUUCAGUUAUACAGCUCAACCCCCACAUUCUCGCUACGCUUAUAGAAAACUCAUAUCAAAUGAGAUCUACACAAGGAGCUUUCAUGUGCACCCAUGAUUUAUCAACCCCAAAUCUGCUUCGAAAUGCAAACAAAAUGCAGAGGAAUCUUGAAUCUUUAUAUCUGAUAAAGGCGGACUUAGCUGGCUGUACCAAAGUUCCCUGGAUUUUGUAAAAACUCAGUUCCACUUUAAAGUCUACAAGACCUUCUACAAUGAUGUCUGGUAAUACUGUCAGAAAUUGCUAUAUUAAAAGCUAUAUUAUGAGCUUUCACCCACAGAAACAAGCUUGCUAGCUAUUUUCUGCUGGAAUGUGACUUUGCCAGACGUGCCCUCAAAUGUGCCGGUCAAGAUUGUGGUUCUACGUAAGCAAAAUGUGUCCAGUUCCUACAGGUGUUUCAGGACUCAUUUCACAUUAGAUAUGAACCUAAAUGAUUCAAACCUGCAUUUGUACUGUGAAUCCAACUGGACGGCCUGUUUUAGUUUUGUGACAGCUUAGCUGUUUUUUAACUUAAGAUGUUUUUGUUUCUGGGAACAAAAAGAUCAAAUGUGUCCAAACUA
Sinocyclocheilus anshuiensis is the source of this 1418-nucleotide messenger RNA. Its product is annotated as sterile alpha motif domain-containing protein 10-like. Bases 169 to 696 code for a protein of 175 amino acids. Gene Ontology annotation, molecular function: protein binding. Gene Ontology annotation, cellular component: cytoplasmic side of plasma membrane. The record is from RefSeq and is a predicted model, not a curated record. NCBI's taxonomy places the organism in Eukaryota, Metazoa, Chordata, Actinopteri, Cypriniformes, Cyprinidae. The transcript has 5 exons. Gene Ontology annotation, biological process: cell surface receptor protein tyrosine kinase signaling pathway.